This is a messenger RNA of Physella acuta, 1347 nucleotides long. RefSeq lists its product as uncharacterized. The record is from RefSeq and is a predicted model, not a curated record. Lineage: Eukaryota; Metazoa; Mollusca; Gastropoda; Physidae.
GGAAUAUCAAAACAUUAUUGUAACAAGAUCAACAAUCAUCAAUGUUUACCACAGUAAGGUCCUAAAGUACGUGCUAUCCAUUUCACUAGGGUCGGGUUCUGAAGGUAAGGACACCAUUUGAAUAGCAUUGAGCUAUAUUACACACAAGACAAACAAUAUGGUGUCUGGUUGUCAAGGAAGCCGCGGCCUAUACAGUCCCACAAGCUACAUAUUGUAUGUUAUAGUGUUUUCAGCACUGGCGCUGACGACUUGGUGCCAACCAAACAAAAUGACUCUGGAGAUCCCAGCCCGAAAAGGCUCCUGUGGUAUCGAUACCAAAGACGAGAACCUGACAGUCCGGGUCCAUGUCAGGGUGAAGAACGUUGAGGACGUCCUGCUGUCCAUGUUUUUCUUUGAGACAGCCAAUCAGCAGAAUCAAUUUGAGCAGGCGUGCACAGUUCCUUUCUACAACUGCGGCUUCGAGAUCGGAGGCAACUGUUCCUGCUACAGAGACCGCACCGCCAGCGACAGUUUCGUGGUCCUGUACAUGCACCGUGUGUACUACAACCAGCGGGCCAGUAGGAUCCGUGUGCGGUGGCUGUCGCCGAAUGAGAAGGACCUGGCGAAACAGCUUCGGGGGACGCUCAUGCACUCGUAUAACAUAUACGACCAGCCUGAAACCAAAGGCUCCGUGUUCUUCAACAACAAAAAGCUGGACUUGGACAACAACGGCUGUCUGAUCGGCAACGUCGGGCAGGGCACCAACAUGGUGACUGUCUGCUGUCCACCCACGAAGGAGUCCUGUCGGCUGCAGCUUCACUACGGAGAUAUCGUCGCCAAUAGCAACGACGCCUGCCUCAGGCAGGGGAACCUGUCGGUCGCCGGCAUGUCGAGCAUGAUCUUCUCUGUCGGUUUUACUUUGUGUACGGUGUACACGCGAGUGUACAACUGUUCGUUUUUAGCUGAAGUGCAUUACGAAUCUGUCUUCACUAGGAGGAAUAACGUUAUGAUCAUCACCGCCAUGAUGAGUCUAACUGGAAUGUUCCUCGGUGUCUUAAUCUGGAGACACUGUAGUCAAUUUAUCAAGGAUAAGAUUAUCGCUUCAUACGGUGGUGGACACAAAAGGGACGACUCGAUUUUGAGCGUAUUUUGAUAUCGUUCACGUGAGCUGGGUCCUACGUAGGCCCUACCCGAGCUGGUAUAGAAUUGGAAUAUGAAGGUUUUCUCAAAUGUCAAUGCGCUUUGUGGCUUAUGUUUUGGGGAAUCAGUUCGGAAACAGCGCGUCGGUUACUUCCAGAGGUUCUCAACACGGGACCACGAGUGUUGGUUUUACAUUCAGGAACACACAAGCAGUGUUUCUUUCAGACU